AUGGCAGUAGCAGCUUAUGCAUCUUUGGUUUCUCUCAUGGAUGUUCUCGACAAUGUUCAACAUCUUGGUCGUCGUCGACGGCUUCAUCUGGACAAGGAACAAAUCCAGAACUUGCAGGAAAAAGUUAAGUUACUGCAAGACUUCCUUGAAGUUCAUUCCCAAAGAAUAAGCCCAGAAAUGGAAAAUCUGGUCAGGCAACUUCUUGUUCUUGUAGAUGAUGCAGACGAUAUCAUUGACUUCCAUGUGGCGAAUCAACUUCGUGAAGAAUCUCAAGAUAAAAGUCUUCAUACGAUCGCCCUGACAUCCUUCUGUCAAUAUAUCGACAAAAUUAUCGAAAAGAUUGAUUCCAUCACUGAAAAAUUGAUGAUGGUUAAAGAGGAAUGGAUAGAUGUCCAAGAACAACAGCCCGAAGUUUCCAUGCCCGUGGGUUCUACAUCACUUCCUUAUAGUGAUGAGAAUACUAUGCUAGGAUUUGAUGAACGCUUACUUCAGGUGGUGGAUGAGCUUACUCGAGAUGAAUCUAAUCUACAGAUCCUCCCAAUCGUCGGGAUGGGGGGCAUUGGUAAGACAACUCUAGCUCAAAAUGCACAUGAUCAUCCAUAUAUUGUCAAUCGCUUUGAUAUACGCAUUUGGUUUACAAUAUCUCAACAAUAUAGCGUUCAGAAAAUUCUUCAAAAGUACUUCUUCAACGAUAACAAGGACAUAAUAGGUAGCACAGAUCAAUUAGGAGUAGCUGAAUUGGGAGAACGUUUGCACAAACUUUUAUUUGGUAAAAGGUAUUUGAUUAUUAUGGACGAUGUGUGGAGUAUCAAAACUUGGGAAGAUUUUAUGUUGUACCUUCCAAAUAAUGGGAAUAAAAGUCGAGUUUUGGUGACUACUAGAUUGUUGGAGGUGGCUCGUCCUUUAUGCUUUGACAACCAUUAUUUCACAGUGGAUUUUUUAGAUGAAGAUAAAAGUUGGGAUUUACUAUGUGGAAAAGUUUUUGCACAAAAAAGUUGCCCAUACCCAGAAUUGGAAGAAAUUGGAAGGGAGAUUGCGAAAGGUUGUCGUGGACUUCCUUUGUCAAUUGUUGUAAUUGGUGGGCUCCUUGCAAAAUCCAAUAAAACACGAGAAUAUUGGGGGUUUGUUGCAAAGAACGUAACCUCAUUUGUCAAUUAUGGAGAUGAUGAGUAUUGUUUAAAGAUAUUGUCUUUGAGUUACAAUAGCUUGUCAAUUCAUCUUAAACCGUGCUUUCUGUAUACGAGAGUUUUUCCUGAAGAUCAAGAAAUUAGAGCACCUGAGCUAAAAAAAUUAUGGAUCAGUGAGGGGUUCCUAAAACCAGUAGGAGGUAAAAGCUUGGAAGAAGCUGCGGAGGAAUACUUGAAGGAUCUUACUGACCGAAAUUUAAUUUUUAUUCGUAAAAGGACGCGUAGAGGGAAUAUAAGAACAUGUGGCGUUCAUGACAUUCUAAGGGAGCUAUGCUUUAGAGAAUAUAGCAAAGAACAUCUUAUUCGUGUCCCUAAAUCACAACGCAUUGCUUUUCAAGUACAACCCAAAUUUGAUUUCUGCUUCUUGUGUGGUCGCCUACCGGAUAGAUUGAAUAGGAUACAUCUCAAACAACUUGUCGGGUUGCGAUCAACAACAGUUGCCAGUUCUUUAGUGUGUGAAGCCUGUAAUAAUAUGUAUCCAGAUCUUAAUAGAUUAAGAUGGGUGAAGGUAUUCGACCUGGAUAAUGAUCAAUCCUUUGAAACAUUUCCGCAACACACAAAAUUGCGGUACCUUGCGGUCCAAGAUCAACAUGCUACCAUGGUGGAUUAUUUGCUUGAAUGGAAAAUUGUAUUUCCUAAUACAAUUUCUUUACUUUGGAAUCUACAAAUUUUGGAUCUUGAUCUAUUUUAUAUGGAUACUCAUACAUUGGUUUUGUCAUCUGAAAUUUGGGAGAUACCAAAACUCAGACAUCUCAAUGUUCAAAGUUUUAGGUUGCCUGAUCCACUAGUUAAUGAUUUGGAGGGGCAAGAUUUCACUAUUCUGGAAUACCUAAGUACACUGUCGUCAGAGGGUUUUAGGUGUAUCAAGGAGGUCGUUAAAAGAAUUCCAAAUCUGAAGAAACUAAAUGCUAGCUAUCGGAGCUACUCGGGGGAUGCUUCCGACUGUUCUCUUAGCAAUCUUGUGCAGCUCAAUAAACUUGAAUCACUCUCCUUAGAGUAUUACUCUCUCUUGGAGAACAUAACCUUCCCGACUUCACUUAAGAAGUUGAGUUUGUCAUACUGCGAAAUUCCUUGGAGAAAGAUGACUAUCAUUAGUUCUUUGUUGCCUAAUCUUGAAGUGCUUAAACUGAACAAUGCAUUCCGUGGGCAAGAGUGGGAUCCAAGUGAAGGGGAAUUUCUUCGACUCAAAGUGUUACACAUUUCGUUUUGUGAUUUGAUGUUGUGGGGAGCAGAGGACAUCCAUUUUCCAAAUCUCCAGUACCUUUCCCUUGAAGGUAUGUUUAAAUUGGAAGAGAUUCCUCUAAGUAUCGGAGAUAUAGCCACAUUGCAUUCCAUCCAUUUGCAAUUCUGCGGAGAGUCUGCUGUCAAUUCAGCAACGGAAAUACUGACGGAGCAAAAGGAAAACGGAAACGAGAGCCUGCAAGUUUAUGUGGAUGGAAAACAAGUUCACGUUUCUUUAUAG
Molecule: messenger RNA, 2649 nt
Organism: Sesamum indicum (sesame)
Lineage: Eukaryota; Viridiplantae; Streptophyta; Magnoliopsida; Lamiales; Pedaliaceae
Product: putative late blight resistance protein homolog R1A-3
Biological process (GO): defense response to other organism
Molecular function (GO): ADP binding
Source: RefSeq, a predicted model, not a curated record